AUGAAUUUGUCAGCGGUUUUUGCUCUUCUUCUAGUGAAUGCUAUUGCAUCUGCUCAAGGCUUCUACCAAAACACCGAUGUCUUCGAACUUUCUCCAGACAGCUUUGAUGAAGUGGUUUUAUCAACAAACUACACCUCGGUGGUAGAAUUCUACGCCCCAUGGUGUGGCCAUUGCAACAAUUUCAAAGGCGCCUUCAAGAAAGCCGGGAAAUUAUUAAAAGAUAUCGUCAAUGUUGCUGCGGUGAACUGUGAUUUGGAAAUCAACAAACCAUUGUGUGCCAAAUACAAAAUCGAAGGGUUCCCUACAAUCAAAGUGUUUAGGCCUCCAAAGUAUUCGGAUAAAAAUCCCCCAAAGUCAAAAAAGGCAUUGAUGAAGGAAUUCGUUGACGAAAACUAUAAUGGUGAAAGAACCGCUAGUGGCUUGGUUGGGUUCAGCCAAACUAGAAUCAAGAGUUAUGUUCGCAGAAUCUUUGGGGUCGACGUAUUACAAAAGCUCUUAAAUAAAUCGUCAAAGAUAAAGAUGAUUCUCUUGUCCGAUUCCAAAAAUAAGCCAAGUGUAUUUUUGAAAUCGUUGGCCAUUGAUUAUUUAGGGGUAGCGGAAUUUGGUUAUUUUGAUGUCAAAUCUUCUUUCCCUGAAGAAAAAAUCAUGGAAUUAACAGGUCUUGAUAAUCAAGCCAUGAAAAAGCCGAUGUUCUUAGUAUAUGAUGGAAAUAAUCCAACAAAUGAACCGAAAAUCAUAACGGGAAAAAUGACCAAACAAUCAAUUGCCGAGUUCUUAUUAGAGAAUUAUGGGGUUAAACCAAUGGAAGGACCAGGCAGCGAGAAACACAAAACUUUGAAUCUACUUAAGAAGGGAAAAACAUUGAAACAAAUUCAGAAAAAGGGGAAAAAUAAUAGAAAGAAGAGUGUGAAAAAGUCUGCCCGUGAUGAAUUGUGA
Molecule: messenger RNA, 936 nt
Organism: Saccharomycopsis crataegensis
Lineage: Eukaryota; Fungi; Ascomycota; Saccharomycetes; Ascoideales; Saccharomycopsidaceae
Gene: MPD1
Product: protein disulfide isomerase MPD1
Exons: 1
Coding region: 1-936 (311 amino acids)
Biological process (GO): response to endoplasmic reticulum stress
Cellular component (GO): endoplasmic reticulum lumen
Molecular function (GO): protein-disulfide reductase activity
Source: RefSeq, a predicted model, not a curated record